Messenger RNA from Synchiropus splendidus (mandarinfish), 2785 nucleotides. RefSeq names its product protein PAT1 homolog 1-like. Gene Ontology annotation, cellular component: P-body. Bases 124 to 2589 code for a protein of 821 amino acids. The transcript has 20 exons. Gene Ontology annotation, biological process: P-body assembly; deadenylation-dependent decapping of nuclear-transcribed mRNA. Gene Ontology annotation, molecular function: RNA binding. Lineage: Eukaryota; Metazoa; Chordata; Actinopteri; Syngnathiformes; Callionymidae. The record is from RefSeq and is a predicted model, not a curated record.
CGUGUACGUGCUCGUUCGCGUUGGUCUGUCACGCGCGGUCAAGUGAUCCGUCUCGGAUACUGCGUCACUCGCGCACGGACUCGCUCUCGAUGCGUUUCUUUUCUGCCGAAAAGCUGAGGAUAGAUGUUUCGAUUUCAGUCCCCGGAUGAAGACUGUACAUUGGAAGAUGAAGAGGAAGGAGUAGUCGAGGAGGAGGAUGAAAUUGAUCAGCUUAAUGAUGACACAUUUGGAGCGGGAGCUAUUGAUGAUGACUGGCAAGAAGAGCACAAACGUCUCGCUGGACUCGAAGAGCAUGAUGUAUUGGGAUCUCUGGGAUUGGAGGAUAUGGGUUUGGGAGAAGAGUCAGCAGUUAAAGGUGCAAGGGGAUCUGCAUCCGCCUACAUAACUCCUGCAGCUGGCCAGGCCUCUCUCCCGCCGUCACUCACUUCAUUGAACUCGUCUUUAUCAGGAUUGUCUCGACCAGAUGUUGAAGAUCAAAGAAGGGAAGGCGACUUGGCUGAAUCUUUGGCCAGACUGGUCCUGGAGGCAGAUCCAGCGAUUGCUGGCGUUGGGGCUGCAGAGAGACCAGGGCUUUCACCCAAUUUCAGACCUACAGUGCUAACACAGCCCUCCCCUGUUCCUCAGCAUCGUUCUCUGCAGCAAUUGCCCCCUGGGCCUUCCUCUUCAAGCCUUGCUCAUGGCCCACCACCCUCCUCUUCACUGCUCACGUUCCAGCAGCAGCAGCAGCAGCAGCAGCAGCAGCAGCAGCACUUAUUGCGCCGAGGUCCUGCCGGUGUUGCCCAGAUGAACUCACACAGCAUAUGGGAGAACAGUAUGGGCUUUGGACCUGUUAGUGUAACCCCGGGCUUAGCUCCAACCAUUGAGGAUAGUCCAUUAAUGUCAAUAAUAAAAGAAGUGGGUCUUCCUAAACGGCCUCAACAUGGUAGGGGUGAUGAGUCCCUGGAUCUCUCUGAGAGGGUACCCCCUCCACGCUCAACAUCCCCUGUGAUUGGCUCUCCUCCUGUUAGGGCAAUGCCCAUAGGGACGCCUCCAAAACAACCAUUGACUCACAACCAAAAUCAUCAGAUUCAUCAUCCAACAGCGAUACAUGUGCGAGCUCCAGCCCAGCACAGAUAUCCUCCUCCUUUUUCCGAACGUCUGUCACCGAACGCAAUCCUCAAUAUGGCUAACACACCACGAUGCAGAGGUCUCUUCCCUCCUGUUGGUCCAGUUCUGUCACAACUUCACCGCACUCAGCUCCUCAGUUCUCAGGUGGCGGGUUUUCCCCGGGGUGGUCCAGUGCCUCAGUUGCUAUCUGGUGGUGGUGGUUUCAGACAGUUUUUCCCAGGCCCACAUGGUCCACAGGGUCACCGGAUGGGUCCGCCACUUCCUCAUGGGCCCCUUAACCCUCCGCUCCCUAUCCGUCAUAACACCACCCACCUCCACCCUCAACACCGGCGCAUGCUCACGCAACGCAUGCAAAGCAGAGGAGGGGACCGCAACAGGCUUGGAGGUGACAGGCGCAAUAGAGAUCCAUACUGUAACCUGAUGACUCAGAAAGAGAAGGAAUGGGUGACCAAGAUCCAGAUGAUGCAGCUACAGAGCACUGAUCCGUAUCUGGAUGACUACUACUAUCAGAAUUAUUAUGAAAAGAUGGAGAAACGUCCGGAGCGAGAGAGAGACAGCAGCAAGAAGGAGUACGCCACCAAACUUAUAACUCCGCAGGUUGCUAAGAUGGAGCACACUUAUCGACCAGUUCAAUUUGCCGGCUCUCUGGGGAAGCUAACAGUCUCCAGUGUGAACAAUCCACGCAAGAUGAUCGACGCUGUGGUGACUAGUCGCACCGACGAUGAGGAGAAAAGAGAGAAGCAGGUUUGGAAUAAACGGCGGCAGAUACUCCACACAGUAGAAAAGAUGUACAGUUUGCUGCUGGAGGUUCAGGACUUCGAGAAACGCUUUGUUCAUGCAGCUGAGGAGGACAGAGAGGCACUUCUGGAGCAGCACAAAACCAACACCAUGCAGCUGAUCACUUCCCUUCAGGAAAAGGAGUGGGAUGACAGGGUGAAUGAUGAACAGUGUGUGAUGAUCAUGUCUGUGAGGAAGGGAAAGCGUCUCAUUUCGAGACUCCUCCCCUUCCUGCCUGCCCCCCAGGCUGCCGCCGUUGUCAUGGCGAUUGCCCGCAAUCUCCCUGCCUUAGCUAAGAAGGACAAGCAAGAUCAGGUCCUGUGCUGGUUAGUGGAGCCUGUGUCCACGGUGAUCCAUUCUUUGUCUAGUUCGGCUCUCACCGAUCUCCUACAGGUGCUUCAGGGGAGUGAGGGUCAACUCUGUGCAGUCCUUCAUAACAAGUUUGGCGUGACACUGCUCUAUCUGAUCCUGAGUGAAGGGGAGAGAAUGCAAAGUUCGGACCCAAACUGUCAGCUUAUGGAUGACAAUCGAUGGACUGAGCUGGUGUUUUCUGUGACCAGAGAGCUACUCAGUGUUCCCUCCUCAUCUCUGUCAGACCCCCUCUUCGCACCUCCCAACCUUCUCUCCCUCUUCUCCCGAUAUGUUGAUCGACAGAGGUUGGAGUUGUUACAGGCCAAAUUACAGAUCUCGUCUCUGUCCAGGUAGAAGUUACUUCAGAUGUCAACUCAAGCUCCACCUGCUGGAUACUGACCUUUCUGAGUGUAGUUGUCUGUGUUUGUGUGCGCGCGAGUGUGUGUGUACACGUUCAUGAGGAUUAAAAACAUAAGAUCUUCAUUUUUAAGUAUCUUGUUUACAAUUAUACCUGUGAACUUUCAAAUUAAAAAUUAUUUCUAUUAAAUAA